UUCGAAGGCAAAUAAAAUUGCUAUGAUUGCAAUCCUAUCGUGCCGUUUACUUAAUAUGACAGUAGUAGGAUGAAUAUAUGCAUACUCUUUGUACAUAUGUGUACAAGAAUUUCAGCAAAAAAUGCUUGUAGUGCUGGGUUUUAUGUGAUUGAAUUUGGAAAACUGAAAACCACAAUAAAAGUCGAAGUAGAAUUCAGAGGACUCGUUUUGUUCAGUGCGUUAAGUUUUGGUACUUUGAAUUUGAAGUGGAAUAAAUGACUUUAUUUCACAACUUAAAUAAUAUGUGUACUAAUUAUCAUAUUGUAUAUGCCCAACAAUUUUAAAAAUAAUGAAUUACUGAUAUAGUAAAUGAAAAAGUAUCUUAAGGAGUUUAAUUCCAUCUGCACAUAAAAUGUCUAUACCUGGAAUAUGCAACCGAAAGCAAAUUGUAUGCAAAUCGAUGUAAGAUGUCAUGAAAACUGGUCUUAAAUUCAAUUAAGUUGGAUAUUAGACAUAUAUAUUGGAUAAUAUUUUGGAUAUUUAAAGUUGUAAAUUAAAGCAAAAAGUUCCAAAUGUUCCAUAAUUAAAUUUUAAUAAAUCUGUACCUUUUACAAAUUGGUGUCGCAAAGCAGGAAAUCCAGAAUGAGGUGUUUCGCAGUUCUUUUAAUUUGUAUGUAUACAUACCAAAAUAAUUGUGUUGAAGUACAUUUUGAAGCAGCUGAUAGUGGAUUUUUUCUAAAGCAUCCCCAACAGGGACCAGUGGCGCCAGAAAUUACUCAAAUGGUCGCAAAUCAACCGGUUAAAGCUAAACUUCCGUUCGAUUCAAUUUUAUCUAUUGACAGAUUCACCGUCGUACAAUCAGCUCAGCCCGUUUCAAUAAGAGCUAGUUAUGGACCCUUUUCUACUAAACAAACCGUUCCUGCUCGAUACAUUGUACCAGAAAUUGAAAACCAAGGCGAAAUAAUAACCAACACGACAUUAGCACUUAUCGAACUGCAACAAGCAAACGUGCAUUUAGAUAUAUCUGCCCAUUUAGUUCGCACAACUGUACCACAAGAUUCACCAGUUUUAAGGGUAUUAUUCCAUGCAGGAGCUGAUCCCGGAGGUCACUUGCAAAGACAAAAAAUUUGUGUAUUGUUACAUGUGUCAAUGGGGUCGCAAGUGGCAUUAAAAGGACGCUGCAUGCCAGAAGGGGAGGAUGGUGUUUGCGUUGCAGAGGUUGUAAUACCAUCAUAUUGGUGGCCUUCGGUUCCUCCUACUAAAGGGAGCCAAAGUAGUAUGCCACAAAAAGUUCCACAAAAGUUUGCACAAGUAUCAUACAGUGUAUUUGAACCACCGAUACGCAGUGCAGAACAAUGUGAACCCAAAGUACAAAUACAACCUCUAACUGUGUUUGCACAAGUGCCCCUCGUUUCAGCAACUGCACCUUUUAAAAUUCUAUAUUCAGAUGAAUUUCUUAAAAUAAUGAUACCGCAAUAUCCGUUAUAUCCAAUGUCAAAAAUUCAUGUUCCUGUUUAUCUUCGGGAAACCUCAAAUCAAAAAGUAUCUGCUUUUACUGUAAAAGCACGUGUAAAAUCUGGUAUAAAAAUCUUGGGAGCUUCCAUUACGUCUGACUUAUGGAAUAUAUCAAUUGAAAAGGAAAACCAAAAGCAUAUUACGGUUAGAGUUAUGGCCGUACAAAAAGAACACAAUUUAAAUUCUGGUGAGAAAUUGGAAUAUGAUAACAGCUCUAAUAAUAUCUUUGAAGUAUUUUCGUGGUUGUUAGAAGUUGCAGAGGAUACAAAAGAAACUUUAGAUAGAGGGAAAAUCGUCUGGUCUAUAUCUUACAUUUUUUACCAUUCCAAAGUAAAAGAGCCAGCAACAUUACUAUCAGAUGAAAGUAAAAGAAAAUUAAUUUCAAAACUUGAAAUAAAUAAGGAUGAUAUACAAGCUGUACUUCCAAUGGCUAAGAACUGGGAAUUAAUGAACACAGCAGUCCUAACAGGUCGACAAGUAGCACAAGCUAUGAAAGUCUUUAUCGUGUCUCAAGCUGGAAAAGUAGCUGAUGUAACAUUACAAAGUUCAUGUUUUGCGGAAGAUGAAAGUGUUAUAAAGGUUUCUUCAUCGUGCAGCUCUGUAUAUGUGGAUGGUUCUGAGAUUAGAGGUUCCUCAAAUGCAUCGGUUAUUGUUAAAUAUGGCACAUAUAUUGGUUUGGCGAAAUUUAUUGUUUGGAUGCCAGAGUUUCCACUUGAAGUUUAUGUAGAAGAUAUUAGACUUUCCCAAAUAAAAGGUUGGAAAGUAAUAGAUGACAGUCAUUAUGCGUGUUAUCUCCUAUAACUGGACGUACAAUUGGUGCAAAAGAAAUUCGUGUCGGAAGUGAUAAAGUUGGUUUAUCCAAGCUUAUUGUUAACGUAGUAUCAGGACUGCAAUUGACAAUUACACCAGAUAAUGCCGUUGAAAACGGAUACAUUGCAGAAACUUCUGUGACACAUAAGCUAACUGCACAAUAUCAAGAAGGACUAUUAGAUAUAGAUUUAGAAUACAUGGAUGGUUCAAAAACCCCACUUAGAGAUAUUUCAGUUGAGGAUUAUUUUCUUUUAGUGGAAAGUUUGGAUACUGAAGUUGUUGCAUUUGCACCAAUGUUAGCUUCACACCACCCACGUGUAAUUGCUGUAGGGGAAGGAAAUGGUUAUCUAUUAAGAGUUACUCUUCUACUGUCUGAAGAUUGCCGUACUAAGAAAAAUGGUGUAUCUUCUAAAUCAAUUAAAAGUUCAGCUACACCAUUAAUUUCUUCUCUUGCUUCAGUUGAAGUAGAUUUCAGUAACAUUGAAAGCGUUACAAAACAUGAACCAAUUCAAAAUGAUGGCGCAAUUGGAAGAGACCGACAAAGUGUACGAAAUAGCGAUGACCUCACAGAUAUAAUAGUUGGUAUUCCAUUAGGAGAUGGGACGCAUUAUCACAAUCCUAAUAUGCAACCUAAACAGCAUCGGGGAAACAUAUAUAAUUCUAAAUUUUACAAUGUACAAAAGAAUCGAAAUAUAACCUCUAUGGAAAUUGGAAUGUAUGUUUUACUUACUGCAUUUUGCUUUGCUAUUGUUGUUUUCGUUAUAUCGUGUGUAGUAUAUGCAUCAAAGUUUAGACCAUCAGUUGUUGAAUCCAAUCUAGAUACAGUACAAGGAAAAAAAAUUACUGACAGCAGACUCUUAAAAGAAUCAGCUUUCACUAAAGAACCAACAACCAAUGCUCAUGACUGGGUAUGGCUUGGCAGGUCAACCAUGGACAGAUCGUCAAUAAUAACUAAUUCUCAUGCAACUCCAAAUGUUAAAGAUUUGCGCAUAAGAAUAACUACUAAUCCAAUUAAUAACUAUUCUGACAACGGUAAUACAAGAAAUUUAACUUCUUUAAACAGUAUAAAAGGGCAGCCUGAAUUUGCAAAGAUCACUCAUUGUAAAGAAAUUGGUGCAAAAACAAAAAGUAUGGUUGAUUACCGUCCGCCUGUACCUCCACAUCGCAAUAUUGAAGUUUGUGCUUCAGUUAACAAUACGACUCAAAGUACAAAUAUUAACAGUUGUGUAGGCGAACAUUAUGGGCAAAAACUUAAUGCUGAGGAAGUAUAUAAUCGCAGUGAAAGCAAUUCAUUUCUUAACAUGACCUCUAUCGAGCAGUGUGAAAGUAAUUGCUGCAAAAAACCGACAAAUUUAUUUCAGUUUUCCCCACAAGCUAUUACAUCUGUGGACAAUAACAAUAAAAACUGCAAUUACAAGGAAUUACAUAAUGCAGAAAAACUUUUGGUAGAUUCCAGUCAACUCGAAAUAAACAUUUUUCAGUUUGAUUCUCUUACAUCGAAAAAUAAGUCAAUUAAAUGUAUUGAAAACAUAGAUGUGCAAAGUCGGAUCAAACAACAGCAAAUUACAGAUAAAAUUUAUAAGGACGCUCUUACAAAUGAAUGCAUGCUAGUUAAUGGAAAUUCUAAUACAAAAAAGAUUAAACGAGCUACUAUUGUUGGAAAUCCUAUGUUUUCUACAAUAAACGAUAGUGAUUAUGAACAAAAACCAUGUUUAGGACUUGACGAUUUAGAAAUGGAUUAUGAACAAAUUAUGCAUUAUUUCGAAAAUUUAAAGGAAUCUAAUGCCUGAGCACAGAACAUCACUGAAUUUCAUCAUUUGAAUAUGCAGUAGCAGCGAAUUUUGAUAUUUUCAUUACAUCAGAGGACGAUAUUUAAGUAAUUUUACUAUUGCAUUUUAUAAUUGCUCUUACCAAAUUAAUAUCGUAGCAUAAAAAUUACUACAUAUUUAUUAAAACAUAUGUAUGUAUAAAAUAUAUUUAUACAUA
Messenger RNA from Teleopsis dalmanni, 4290 nucleotides. It is a transcript of the gene dtn, whose product is annotated as transmembrane protein 132E. Lineage: Eukaryota; Metazoa; Arthropoda; Insecta; Diptera; Diopsidae. The record is from RefSeq and is a predicted model, not a curated record.